AUGGCGCCACCUAUUAGCAUACCAGAGUACUACACAAAUAAGACGAUAUUCAUCACUGGAUCGUCAGGAUUCAUGGGGAAAGUCCUCAUAGAAAAGCUUCUAAGGGAUUGUCCUGACAUCAAAAAGAUUUAUAUGCUUAUGAGACCAAAGAAAGGUCACGGCAGUAAAGAGAGAUUGGAUGAUUUACUGGCUUUUCGGAUCUUCGAUCGUUUAAAAGCCGAACAUCCGGAGCGGUUCCAGAAACUGCACGUUAUUCCUGGCGAUAUUCUGCUGGAAAACUUAGGGAUCACCGCUGAGGACAGGAAAGUGAUACAAGAUGAGACACAGAUUAUUUUUCAUUGUGCCGCAUGUGUUCGGUUCGACAUGUUCCUUAGAGAUGCUGUAAAGAUGAACACACUCGGUACUAAAAUGGUCCUCGAGUUGACAGAAGGCGUAAAGAAUCUUGAGGUUUUUGUCCACGUGUCAACUUCUUACUGUCGCUGCGAGAUGGAACUGUUUGAAGAGAAGCUAUACCCCUCAAAACAUAGGCCACAUCACGUCAUGCAAACUGUCGAUUGGAUGGAUGACGAUUUGUUGAAACAUCUGCAACCUAAAAUAAUAGAGCCACAGCCGAACACUUACGCAUACACAAAAUCCCUCACAGAGGAUUUAGUCUCACAAUACGAGGGCAAGUUUCCCAUUGCGAUUGCACGGCCAUCUAUUGUAACAGCAGCAUACAAAGAACCGUUGCCGGGAUGGGUGGACAAUCUCAACGGACCCACCGGUCUCUUAGUAGGAGCUGGCAAAGGUGUAAUUCGGACGAUGCAUUGCAACGACAGUUACCGCGCCGAUGUGGUGCCAGUGGACAUCGCUGUCAACGCCUGUAUUGUCCUCUCCUACCUCACUGGAAUAGAACAGCCCAAAGAGUUGAAGAUCUGCAAUAUCACAUUAUCAGAGCUGAACCCUCUGACGUGGGGGCAAGCUUUAGAUAUGGGUCGCGUUCACGUCCAUGAGUUCCCUUUCUCCAUCUGUCUGUGGUACCCUGGCGGUUCUGCCAAGAGCUCAUGGAUUCAGCACCAAUUGGCUCUCUUCUUCACCCAUCUUCUACCAGCUUAUUUUGUAGAUCUCCUUCUAUUUCUAAUGGGACAGAAGACUUUUAUGAUAAAGAUGCAGAAACGUAUCAACUAUGGUUUGGAAGUACUUCAAUAUUACACCACAAAGGAAUGGUAUUUCGUUAAUGACAACUUCGCAGCUCUCAAAGACCAGAUCAGCAAUCAAGACAAUAAUGUAUUUUACACUGAUCUCCGGGCUAUCAACUGGAACAAAUAUAUCCGAAAUUACAUCAGGGGUGCCAGAGAGUACGUGGUGAAGGAAGACCCAUCGACGCUACCUCAAGCCAGAAGACUACACAAGCAAUUAUACUACUUGGAUAAAACUGUGCAAGUUAUGCUUGGAUUGCUUAUAACAUACAUUGUAUAUUAUUAUAUAAACAUGUUUUUUUCUGUAAUUAAUGCCUAA
Arctia plantaginis is the source of this 1497-nucleotide messenger RNA. NCBI's taxonomy places the organism in Eukaryota, Metazoa, Arthropoda, Insecta, Lepidoptera, Erebidae. The record is from the annotation of a GenBank genome assembly.